AUGUCUCCCCUAUUAGACUGGCUUGUCGAGCAUGAGCCUGCGUUCCGCAAAACGCGUCUACCGUCUCUAUAUUCCGACCUCGCCGUUCAAAAGUCGUCGAACCCCGAAGGCUACGCGGCCAACGUGACGGCAUGGGAAUCCGCUCUCGCCCGCGCCGCCCUGGCCGGCCAACUCCCCCUCGAACAGCGCCUGAUCCUCCAGACGUCAGACGACCUGCUCAACGCGCUCGCCAGCCCGCAGUACGGCCGGCCUUCGGGGCUCGGGUGCGUGCUCGACGACUGCGUCCGGCACGGCAAGAUGGUCGACAUGCACGAUUUCCUCACCAGCGACAAGAGCAUUUACAAUCGCUCCUGGCUUCCUAGCCCUUGGGCCGUCCUGCGCUGGAGUCUGCGCCAAGUCGGGAUCGUGGGCAGCGCCAGCUACGAGGCGCCAGGGGGUCGCUUGAAAAAGGGCAAUCUUGUGCUUAUCCCUGCGCUGGAGGAGCUGUGGAAGAAGACGCAGGCGUUGAGAGACGAUCAUUCACAGAGUCUCACCGAUAGAAUCGUGAGCCGGGAAUUGUUCCUCAAGGAAGUGAACGGGCUCGUCCAAGGCCCAACGCCACUCUCCGACCAGGACAUCAACGUUCUGCUUCGCUACUUGGCCCGUGACAAGCACGCGCUCAGCUACGACGACACCACAAUCAAAUUCAGGUCUCCAACUGCAUCGCUACCAGAACCAAUCACCCACGAAGACGGUUCGAUUGCUUCCCUCAAGACCCUGAUCUCAAACCUAACCAGUCAAAUCGCCAACCUGACCGCGCGAGUUGCCACGCUUCAAAGCAGCGCUCAAUCGGCCGUCAAAACAGGAAACAAGACCUCUGCUCUUUCAGCGCUGCGGUCGAAGAAACUGGCCGAGCGCUCUCUGCAGUCUCGCAUCGACACCCUGCACCAGCUGGAAGAAGUGUAUACAAAGAUCGAGACUGCGGCGGACCAGGUCGAAGUUCUGGCGGCCAUGGAGGCGAGCGCUGGAGUGCUGAAAUCCCUGAAUAAGAAGGUCGGCGGAGUGGACAAGGUCGAGGACGUGCUGGACUCGCUGCGCGAGGAGAUGGGCAAGGUCGACGAAGUCAGCGGCGUGCUUGCCGAGCCUGUUGGUGGGCAAGCCGUCUUGGACGAGGCAGAGGUCGACGAGGAGCUGGAAAGCUUGGAGCGCGAGGAGAGGAUCAAGCGGGAAGAGAAAGAGCGGAGGGACAAGGAGAGACUCGAGGCGCAACAAGCCGAGAUUACACGAAGACGGCUUGCCGAGCUGGAAAGCCUGCAGCAGACGGAGCAAGCUCGAGAACAGGAACGGGAGAAGGGAAAGGAGAAAGUGCAAAUGUCCGAUGCGGCGUUGGAGCAAGCAUUAUCCUCGAGUAUCGAGAAGCUCCACAAGCUGGAUAUCGACGGUCUGUCACAACGAGAUCAGGAGCAGGAGCGACAGCCAGAGCCACGGCCACAGCAGGUUGCGGAAGAGACAUAG
Messenger RNA from Capronia epimyces CBS 606.96, 1494 nucleotides. RefSeq lists its product as uncharacterized. Gene Ontology annotation, biological process: vesicle budding from membrane; late endosome to vacuole transport via multivesicular body sorting pathway. The transcript is spliced from 2 exons. The record is from RefSeq and is a predicted model, not a curated record. The coding region runs from base 1 to 1494 and encodes 497 amino acids. NCBI's taxonomy places the organism in Eukaryota, Fungi, Ascomycota, Eurotiomycetes, Chaetothyriales, Herpotrichiellaceae. Gene Ontology annotation, cellular component: ESCRT III complex; multivesicular body; cytoplasmic side of plasma membrane.